Sceloporus undulatus (fence lizard) is the source of this 1024-nucleotide messenger RNA. RefSeq names its product galactosylceramide sulfotransferase-like. The coding region runs from base 62 to 634 and encodes 190 amino acids. Gene Ontology annotation, cellular component: membrane. Gene Ontology annotation, molecular function: galactosylceramide sulfotransferase activity. Lineage: Eukaryota; Metazoa; Chordata; Lepidosauria; Squamata; Phrynosomatidae. The record is from RefSeq and is a predicted model, not a curated record. The transcript has 2 exons. Gene Ontology annotation, biological process: myelination; galactosylceramide biosynthetic process.
GGCCCAGCCACUCGCGGGCUCCUUCUCUGGGUCUCCGGUUUGCAAAACGCGCCAAAGAACCAUGCGAAAGACCUCAUGGAUCCCAAUUCUUUACUCUUCCUCUUCCUACCCGACCCAGGCCCAUUUCUUGGUGUCUGCAAAUGGAAGCCACAGCCCGCCAAGACAGAAGUGCCUGCCCAAGUUGGACAUCAUGUUCAUGAAAACUCACAAGACAGCCAGCAGUACCAUCCUCAACAUCCUCUUCUGCUUCGGGGAGAAGCACCGCCUCAAGUCUGCCUUCCCCAACGGGCGCAACAACUUCUACUACCCCUCCUUCUUUGAACGAAGCCAAGUGCAGGACUAUCGUCCCGGCAUGUGCGUCAACAUUGUUUGCAACCACAUGCGCUUUCAGUACAAGGAGGUGCGCAAGCUGCUGCCGGCCGACACCAUCUUCGUGACGGUGCUGCGGGACCCUGCCUACCUCUUUGAAUCCUCCUUCCACUACUUUGGACGCAUCAUUCCCUUGACGUGGAAGCUCUCGGGGGAGGAUAAACUGGCCGAAUUGCUGAGAGACCCUUGGCAUUAUUCCGAUCCCAAUGGGUUCAAUGCUCACUACCUACAGAAUCUCCUUUUCUUCGACAUGAUAAUACCAUGAAUUCUAACAGCUCCUUGGUUGACCAGUACAUCCGUGAGAUCGACCAGCGCUUUCACCUGGUCAUGCUGUUGAAGUACUUCGAUGAAUUCUUGGUGCUUAUAAAGGACUUGCUAUGCUCGGAGUUGCUCAAGUGUCCUAUGCUUCCUCCUCUUGCUCACUACUACAACUCAGCCUCCCAUUCAAGAGGACGGCCAGCAAAUACGGGAGCUUGACUUGAACAGGGGGGAAAAAGGAACUGUGGCCCCCUCCCCAUCCAGGUCUGCAGUGCGGAUUCUGCUCAACUGCGUGAGCUAAGAGCCAAGCAAACAAACAAUGGUUCUGGUGCUCUGGCCACUUCUCGGGGUCUGCCCCGGAUGGCCCAGCCACUCGCGGGCUCCUUCUCUGGGUCUC